Molecule: messenger RNA, 997 nt
Organism: Anopheles coustani
Lineage: Eukaryota; Metazoa; Arthropoda; Insecta; Diptera; Culicidae
Product: GILT-like protein 1
Exons: 5
Coding region: 273-851 (192 amino acids)
Molecular function (GO): oxidoreductase activity, acting on a sulfur group of donors, disulfide as acceptor
Source: RefSeq, a predicted model, not a curated record
UGGCACGUGCGACAAAUACGAUCAGUCCGCGCGUUCAUUUGAUACUGUUGAUUUGUUGAGGUAGUCGGCACCACCAAAAUCAAGUGGCAACGCGCAAGAAACCGCUGAUCAAUCGCGAUUUGGACGCCGCUAGGCCAGAAAGAGGAAAAGAAAUACAGCCACGGCUCCGGCUAGACCGCAGUCGACGAGAUACCUUGAAACGGUGCGGAUCGCUGAGAAGUUUAUUCUUCCCUUCCUUUCAAAGCCGGUUUUUUAGUCACUGCAGCGCAAAGAUGAAGCAAUACUUGGCCUCGGCAUUACUCUUGGUGGCACUCAGUGCCAACAUCGGACAACUGCAGGCUGCGGUGACCGUCGAUGUUUACUACGCCCACCUUUGCCCCGACAGUGUUCGAUUUGUCCAAAAUCAGCUGUUGACAUUGAGCCCUCAACUACUUAACAGCAUCACCCUUGACUUCAUUCCAUUCGGCAAGGCCCAGAGCGUCAACAAUGGUCAGAGCUUCAUUUGUCAGCACGGACCGGCGGAAUGUGAGGGAAACCGGGUGCAGUCGUGCAUUCUCAGCCUGCUGCCGAGUCAACAGGCUCAGGUCAACUACGUUGGAUGCCAGAUGAGCUUCGAUGCCGACCCACGUGGAUGGGAAUGUGCCUUCCGAUCUGGAGUCAACCUAAACGCCGCCGAAGCAUGCGUAGAAGGAACCCAAGGAACGCAGUUGCAACUGGAAGCCGAAAGACGCACGCAGCUGAUUGCUCCUGCCUUUAUCCCGACCAUCGUUUUCAACGGACAAUUUGACCAGGCCCUGCAGGAUCGUUCUCUGGUUGACUUGGCAGGAAUCAUUCAGGAGCUGUUGGUGUAGGAUACUGCACCGUUGUGAUUAUCGAAGUUAAGGGAAGAUUACCAUUAGUGGGAUGCAUGCCCGCUUUCCUCCUUUUUGGACGCUUGUUUGACUGUGAAAACUGUACCAAUUGACGAUGUAGCAACAAUAAAAACUGUUGAAUAAUA